AUGGUGAACAAGCUGUCAGUUUCAGGAACAAUGUCUGCUCCAGUAUUUCCACCACAAAGAACCCUGCCCAGAUCCUGUAGCUCUUCAGUUGAAUUAUGUCCACACUCCUUUGAAUCUGGCCUGGUCCUCAGAGAACAGAAUUGCUUCAUAAACCAAGGCUCUCAAAAUGAUUACCUUGAUAGCUUUGAUGGGAGUUUCUGUGAUGUAACAGAGACCUUGGAUGAUUCCUCUUAUGAAGGCGACACUGAGGUUCCUGAUUUGAAACUUGUUCGUAAGAUUGUGAGCCAGGUGGAAUUCUAUCUUUCUGAUGAGAACUUGUCUCAUGAUGCUUUCUUGCUCAAACACGUGCAAAAGAAUAAAAUGGGUUAUGUCAGCAUCAAACUGCUCACCUCAUUUAAAAAGGUAAAAAAUCUCACACGGGAUUGGAGAAAAACUCUGUACGCUCUCCAGUUUUCUGAAAUUCUUGAGAUCAAUGAGGAACAAACUAAAGUGAGGAGGAAAAUACCAAUUCCUGACAUUCUUUUAGGUCUCCCACCUACCAAGCUACUACUAGCUUGGAAUUUUGAUGAUACAGAACAAAGACCACCAACAUGCCCUCAGACACUUAUGGAGACUGUUACAUCUCUCUUUGCACCUUAUGGAGUCGUUACUUCUGUUCGCAUCUUGAAACCAGGCAAAGAAAUCCCUUGUUAUAUUAAAAAAUAUAUAUCUAGAUACCCUGAGCUAGCUACCAAAAGAUGUGCUUUAGUGGAAUAUGAGAAUUUGGAAGGGGCCAGGAAAGCACUUGAGGCACUCGGUUUGAAGCAGUGUUCAGCUGAUUUUUCAUUUAAGGUAAUACCAGUAAGUGGACGGGGCAUACGUAAGAAUAGCGGUAUGGAGUCCGAUGAAAUUGAAGACUCUGAGUUGCCCAACAAGAAAGUGCUUAAGACGCAACGUAGACCUUCAGAGAGGAGUCUUUAUGCCAUGGAUGAUGUUGCAUUCUACAGUUCCUCUGAGUCAGAUAGUACACCUGCCUCUCCUGUCUUGCUACCCCGUUAUCUCUCAUCAUCAAACUUUGCCAGCCCAAGUGCAUUCAAGCCACAUUCCUUUAGUAGUCCUCGCUCCAGUCCGCUGCUUGCACGAAAGAACCUCACCCAGCCUCAUCAUCAUAACCCAUCUCCAUUAGCUGCAGAAUUGACAAGUGGGUUUUUUUCCAGCCCUGGUACAAGCCCAGAAAUUUACAGAAGGAUCCCAGAGUUUUCUUUGGACAGUGGUUUUGGAUCUACUAGUCCUUGGGUGCAACGCCGCAAAGCUGCUGCCCACAACCAGCGAUCAGAGAACAAGACGUUACCUUGCAGCCCUUUAGCAGUGAAGAACUCCACUAUUUCAAUUGGUGUUCCCAAUGGAAUUCUCCGUCUUCCACGUGGACCAGAUGGAAGUAAAGGUUUUCACAACAAUAUUGGUCGAGGAAGGCUGGUACUAAGACACUAA
Spea bombifrons (plains spadefoot toad) is the source of this 1470-nucleotide messenger RNA. Its product is annotated as la-related protein 6-like. Gene Ontology annotation, biological process: RNA processing. The record is from RefSeq and is a predicted model, not a curated record. The transcript has 4 exons. Gene Ontology annotation, molecular function: mRNA binding. Gene Ontology annotation, cellular component: nucleus. Lineage: Eukaryota; Metazoa; Chordata; Amphibia; Anura; Pelobatidae. Bases 1 to 1470 code for a protein of 489 amino acids.